Drosophila busckii is the source of this 901-nucleotide messenger RNA. RefSeq lists its product as uncharacterized. The transcript has a single exon. The coding region runs from base 15 to 581 and encodes 188 amino acids. The record is from RefSeq and is a predicted model, not a curated record. Lineage: Eukaryota; Metazoa; Arthropoda; Insecta; Diptera; Drosophilidae.
ACUAGUUAAAAAAAAUGAAUCCGAUUUGCAAGCAGCACAUCAACAGGCCCGAAUGCCAACAGUGGCUGAACGAAGUCUACACACAUUGCAAUCGCUUGCUAGCGAAUCGGCAGUUGGCCUACUGGAAUGACUGGUGGCGCAAUCAGAAGCCAACUGUCUUUUAUAAGAAGCCGCAUCUUAUGUCGCCCUACGACUGCUACAAGCUGCAAAACGUCAUAGCCCAAGAGCUGGCCACAACAGCAGCAGAGGAGGCAGCGCUAGCAGCAACUGUGGCCAAUCUGCCACUGCAAGCAACUGGCACGAGGCUGCAAGCUCAGCUUGUGAUCUUUGCUGGCCUCACACUGCUCAUUAUGGCGGCCAUGCUGUGGCUGCUUUGCAACAUAUUGUGUGCCCCAGCCGAUAAGCGUUGCAGCAAGGCCUGCAGCAGCAGCAACAUGAGCGAUGUUGAGGCACGACUGCGCCAGGACUGCGUCAACUUGCCACACAGCAGUCUGCAUCGACUAACGUUUACGCCGCCGCCACGCAGCUGCAAGAGCUUCAUCAUUCCCAUUCCUUUGCACAGUUCGGCGGCAGAGCACUGAGCCCGCAAGAUAAACGCCAGCCAGCACUGCCUUGACCGUUGACCAUUGUCCAUUGAACUUUGAGUGAACGUUGUCAGGUGUGUGUUAGCUGCUGCCACAAAUUCGGCCAAAAAAUUGGGCGGCUACAAAUUCCAAAACUGUCACGGCUGUGCUCAAUCGCAGGCAAAGAUUUAUGAAAUGUGUUCCGCCAGUUUGUUUUUUUUUUAUUUUUUAUUUUCGUUUGCGGGCCAACAAACAGACAACAGUGCACGAAAUAGUCGAGCGCAACAAAAGCAAAUAAAUAAUCUACACUGUCAAAAAGAGAGCGCAAGAGAGUGAGC